AGGUGACUGCUUCUACUACUUCUAAGAUCGUUUAGUUUGUACUCCAUAGUACGCACCCCCCCCUGAAGAAGAGCGGCGCUAUACUAGUAAGUAUGUACUACAGCGAGCUUUUCUUCUUAUUCCCUAAAGCAAACUUAAACUAAAAACCACUCUUCAAAUUCGUGAGCGAUUUUUUCUUUAAUCGCGACUUUCAAUUUUGGACAAAUGCAUCCUGCAAUUUGCAGAGCAACUGUGCCUGUUCUUUUUCAAUUUACAGUACCGAGUGGUCGAGAAUAAAAAUAAUUUUACUUUUUUUAUCUCCUGCGGGCCGCGCAUCUUCCAAACUACAACUAGUCUCCUACUUAAGCAACGGCAGUACCAGCAUGGCAACCGUUGCAGUGGGCCAACCUCGCAAACCCUCCUCGCGCGGCUCCUCUCGCGGCAGCGCUCGUCCCUCGAUCCAUUUCAACCGUCCGCCAACGGAUGAAUUGGUAAUCGUUGGCGCUGGGGUUCGCGAAUUGAACGGUCUCUAUUCCUAUCUAAUGUAAAAAUGUCUGGGUCUGGAAGAAUGCAUGUUUGUCAUGCCUGUCUGGCAUGACUCUUAAAUCUGUCAUGCACGUUGCCCAAGAGCUUCAUUUUUCUGCGAUGCAGGAACGCAGUUUGUCAUGCAGAAUAAGCAACACCUAGAAGCUCAGAAACUUGUCAUGCUGAGCCAGCAUUUGCGGCCUCAUCAUGAGACGCCACCCAGCAUCACAACUUUCCAGACCCAGACACUUUUACAUUUGAUAACUCCCGCCAGGAGGCGAUUUCCAUCCCCUUCCCGAGGUAUGACCCGAAGACUAUCCAAGAAAAAAACGUUGUUAGUGUAAAUUUGUGAUGCGCAACAUGCAAGAUGAUUGCGUCUGUCAUGCUUGGCAUGCAUCGUAGGGCCCAUUCCACGGCGUUUUCCCGUACUAUCUGCGCAUGACAGGUGGUUGCUUUCAUGCGAGAGAUAUUUGUCAUGCUAAUCCUCCAAGAAAGUUACACCUACAAUGUUUUUUUCUUGGAUAAAGACGAAACAGAGACUACCAGCGAUCAUCAACGUGCCCAACGGUUUCCGCAAAAUUUGCAAGCGGGAAAACUUUGGCACCCCGGAAGACUUCUGGAUAGCGGUGAACCAACAUGCGGACUACUACCAGCACGAGAGUAUCAUAAGGUGAAAACGCCCGUCCUUUAUUCAUACCCUGCAAGACAAAUGAAUCCAGAACAACUUCAACUUUUAGGAUUGACGCAUGACAAGUUCGACUCUGAGAGCAGCGCCGUCGCGUAGCCUAGACAGACCAACCGCAUAUUCACUGCAUCAAACCGCCUCUCUUUCAUAUCUCAACUCUAAAUGUAUGCAGCGCAUGAUCACAAAAUGCCUUCCAAAAUAAUGAUGCGAAGCCGCAUGAGAGAUGAUGUUCAUCUUCCGGACAACAUGCAAAAAAUAGGAAUGCGCAUGACAAGAACUCUGGGAACAAGGUGCGAGACGUUUUUACACAGCAUAAAGAAAUCGGACGCAUACAUUUACUUCGAUUGCGAGCGCGAAACCUGGUUUCUAGACGACGCAAAGGGGACCAGCGUGUACGAAUUCGAUAUGAAGAAGAAUUUCGAGUCCAUCGCCCAGGGCGCCCUCGAGAUGGGUUUCCAUAUCAAAUGCAAAAGUAUCGUACUAGUAGUAAUCGCAAUCACGCAUCACAAAUCUGCCUCCUAACCUAAAUCCGCAUUACAAAUUCCAUUUCUCAUGCUGAGGGAAUUUGUCAUGCGAUUUAUACUAGUACGAUACUUUUGCAGUGCAUAUUCCAAGUCCCGCAGCAACUCUUCGCGAAACUCGGAUCCGCGGUCCCGCUAACCUCCUUAAACGCGAUAUCCCAUGUAAAAACGUCCCCACCCGAUAGUUGUCAUGCGGGUUUGCAAUGACAGGAACAUUUGUAAUGCGCACCUACAUGAGAGGAAUUUCCAAUCGUGUUUUGGAAUUUGUAAUGCCGUAAACAGGAUGAGGAGGAGGGUUUGUGAUGCGACUGUCCUUGCUAAGCCGCACUACAGUACAAAGACAGACUUGCCAUGCAUGUCUCCCGAAACUCGCUCCUGGAUUUGUGUUGCCGAGUUCGCAACUUGACUAUGGGGUGGGGACGUUUUUACAUAGGAUACGCGAAGCCCGGGUGGGAAAUGACCAAAGCGAACCGCAGGAUGCGGGAACUGAAUAUGCAAUGCAAAAGCAUCGUACUAAGUCUAAAUUGCAUCACAAGUUUGCUCAGCAUGACAAAUGCAAUUUGUAAUGCUGUUUUACCUUAGGAAGAAGAUUUGUCAUGCUUAUUUGCAAUUAGUACGGGUGCGAUGCUUUUGCACUGGAUCCUGAACCCGUUCCGACGGGGGGAGAUGGACGUGCCCAUCGUGAAAAUAAGCGAAGUAUGGAUUGCAAAUAUCUCUAGGUCUGGAAAGAUGCAAACUUGUCAUGCAGGUGUUACAUGACGCAUGAGGUCUCGAAUGCAGAACGUAGCAUGACAGAUUCUGUGAGACCUGUAUCAUGCCUAUUCUGCAUGAGAAACCCCCUUUCAACUUGGUGGAAAGUGGCCAGCUUUUGGUAAUCCUGCAACACAGAUUUUUGCAUGAUUCAGAUUUGGCAUGACAAGGUGCAUCCUUCCAGACCCAGACAUAUUUGCAGCUGAUACGAAAAUUACCCGAUCGAGUUGCUUCCAGAGUUGGGCGACGAGGACGGAGAGGAGGAUAGCAAGGACGCUGUUCUUGUUGCUGCAGGAGGAGAAAAUAGCGGAGAUAUGAAAUUCGAUCGGGGGGAAGGGGUGUAAAUCACUUAAAAAUACGUCGUCAGAAGUAGAAUUACAGUAGCAGUAGUGUCCAUCACAACUAUAUUAAAUCACAGCUUCAGCUAUACCACAUUCAACAUAUACCGUACUGAGAUUUGAUGUAGCUGUAUCCCAGCUCUAUUUUCUAUCACAUUUUUUUCAGCUCUUUUACGUAAAUUAUGUUUUUGAGUGCUGUGCCUGACGAUAAUCAUAAUUUGGGUCAAAGCCGAACCCUUUUCUGUGCAUGUCGACCAUGCUGUAUCCCAGCUGUACCAAUCACGACCUGUUCCAGUUGUGUUGGCCUUUAAGUACCACCUCCAUGAUUGCGAUAUGAUGCAAGUACACGCUUCCUGCGUAGAGGAAUGCACGCAAAGCUAUAGUCCGCUAAAAGGACGCCUGGCUUGUGCGACUGAUCGAGCAUAAGAAUUGUUGCUCCUCGUCCGCAACCCACAGUUUUAAUAAAAAGUGUUCCGCAGCAGAAGUUGUAGUGCAGAGCCAGAAGUCAUUUGCUAUACACGACAUCGCCAGGUGGUCACCAGAACUACUAGUACAUGUACA
Molecule: messenger RNA, 3359 nt
Organism: Amoebophrya sp. A120
Lineage: Eukaryota; Dinophyceae; Syndiniales; Amoebophryaceae
Source: the annotation of a GenBank genome assembly